GCUUAAGUUAGAUCAUUCCGCUGUUUUCCACAGGGGGUGGGGAGAACUGAAAAAAGUUUUCCCUGGAUGGCUUUGCUAAUUUCACUUGCUAGCUAUCAUAAUGUAUAGCUGAGAGUCAAGGUGAACAAUGUAAAGUUAAAGGGGAAAUGUUACAGAACGUGUUUUCUAUACAUAAUGUGUUUUAAACACUCUGGUAAAAUGUACGUGAUUUAGUGAAGUGUUAGGAUAACCGAGCAGCGCGUGUACCGGGUUAGUCCGCGGACUAGCAGUAACUUUUUACACGACGAGCUCGGUUAGCUUCUUCACGGCUAGUUAGCUUAGCGACGUAGCGUUACUGCUACAAGGACUCGCCGGACAGCGGGAGUUGGUUCACACAGACAAACUUAUUUUCAGUGAUGACACACGAAUGUGAAGAGUGUCGGCUUUAUUUGAGUCAUUUUAAAUAGCGUUUGCUCCGCGGCGUGGUUUAGGGAAAUCCAGCGGGAGGUAACGCCAGUUAGCUGCGGCGGCGUGUCUCUUGUUGGCCGCUACGGUUUGAUGGACAGCUUUAUCUUAUUAUCGUAACUGUUUCACUGUCCGGAUUAGAGUUUAAUUACUUUCUGAACUCGAACUUGACCCCUUUUGGACUUGGUCUCAAUUCGGACUCAACAAAGGUGGACUCGGACCAAACACUUCCAAAGGUGCUGAACUGUAAAUUCACCCAUUUCUUGGGUCCAUCUUGUCUUUAGCAUGGAUUAGAUCAGCUGCACUCAACUCCAUCUGCAGUUCACCACUGGUUUAAGAGUAACUCCAACUAUUUUCCCCACUCGCAUUUGCCCUUUGCAUUAGCUCCCAAGUGGUUGUGACCAUCUUACACCCCCACCCCACCCCCCUCAAGCGCAGGCCUUCCUGAGCACCAGCAGCUGCGUCCUGCCUCCGUUUCCUGUCCUUGGCCGUGCAAGGCUAAAGUCUUCCACUCCCUAAAUACCUCCCUACUGCAUACACACACGAAAACAGGCAUCCUUCUGGCCCGACGCAGCCCGACUAGCGGUCCAGCUCCCUCUUCCUGGUGCAGCGUGGCACGAUGACCUCCAUGUCCAGCCUGUUUUCGUUCACCAGCCCAGCAGUGAAGCGCCUGCUGGGCUGGAAGCAGGGAGAUGAAGAGGAGAAGUGGGCUGAGAAGGCUGUGGAUGCACUGGUAAAGAAGCUGAAGAAAAAAAAGGGUGCUAUGGAGGACCUGGAGAAGGCCUUAAGUAGCCCCGGGCAGCCCAGCAAGUGUGUGACCAUACCUCGUUCACUGGAUGGCCGUCUGCAGGUGUCCCACAGGAAGGGCCUUCCGCAUGUUAUCUACUGCCGUGUGUGGCGCUGGCCCGACCUGCAGUCGCACCAUGAGCUCAAGCCUCUGGAGGUGUGUGAAUAUCCAUUUGGCUCCAAACAGAAGGAAGUUUGCAUCAACCCAUAUCACUACAAGAGGGUAGAAAGUCCUGUGCUUCCACCUGUGUUGGUGCCUAGACACAGUGAAUUCAACCCACAGCACAGCCUUUUGGUGCAAUUCCGCAACCUGAGCCACAAUGAGCCACACAUGCCUGUGAACGCCACCUAUCCUGAGUCUUUCCAGCAGCACAGCGGUGGGAGCUCCUUCCCCAUAUCUCCAAAUUCACCUUAUCCACCUUCUCCUGCCAGCAGUGGCACAUACCCUAACUCUCCUGCCAGCUCGGGUCCAUCCAGCCCUUUCCAGCUCCCAGCUGACACCCCUCCCCCUGCCUACAUGCCUCCAGAGGAGUCGAUGGGACAGGACGGCUCUAAUCCCAUGGAUACUGGCAGCAGCAUGGUGCCAAGAGGAGAUGUGCAGCCUGUAGAGUAUGAGGAGCCAAGCCACUGGUGCUCUAUUGUGUACUAUGAGCUGAAUAACCGUGUUGGUGAGGCUUACCAUGCCUCCUCUACUAGCGUGCUGGUGGACGGCUUCACUGAUCCGUCCAACAACAAAAAUCGCUUUUGCCUGGGCCUUCUGUCCAAUGUCAACCGCAACUCCACAAUCGAGAACACCCGCCGCCAUAUUGGCAAAGGUGUUCACCUGUAUUAUGUUGGAGGAGAGGUGUACGCUGAGUGUUUGAGUGACACCAGCAUUUUCGUGCAGAGCAGGAAUUGCAACUACCACCACGGCUUCCAUCCCACUACCGUCUGCAAGAUCCCCAGCGGCUGCAGCCUCAAGAUCUUCAACAAUCAGGAGUUUGCUCAGCUGCUCGCUCAGUCUGUCAACCACGGCUUUGAGGCUGUCUAUGAGCUCACAAAGAUGUGCACUAUUCGCAUGAGUUUUGUAAAGGGUUGGGGAGCUGAAUAUCACCGACAGGAUGUGACCAGCACCCCCUGCUGGAUAGAAGUGCAUCUGCAUGGUCCCCUUCAGUGGCUGGACAAAGUACUAACACAGAUGGGUUCACCUGUGAACCCCAUCUCCUCAGUUUCCUAAUGAUGGGCCUCCAUGGGCUGGGAGGUUCUUUUUAUCUGGAUAUUUUUUUAUAAAAAAAAUUUUUCUCCAGUUUCGAAAGAUAUGGAGGUCUUAAGGGUUGAACUGUUUACACUAUCUGCAAAAGGGUCAUGAAACUCUGAAGCAGUCAGGACGACGAGGAAAAAAACUGAAGCACAUCUAUCAGAGGAAAAUUCUAGGCGGUGGCAUACAACGGACUAACUACUGCUUUAGCAGUUGACUUUGUGUCUGUUUUAAAAUGUUGCUUGUAUGUUUGAUUUUUCUCUACCUGUAGGUAACCUUGUAGUUGAAAACUUAAACAAUUUCACAUAUCUUCAUCUUACAUCAGUCCAAAAUUGCGAUCUUUUGAUUCUCUAAGAAUCUUUGUAAUUUCUAUGUUGUCUAAUCCCAGUUACUCUCAAGUAAGACAGUCUCUAUUAUGUUUACUAUUAGACUCUGCUCACUAUGGUUUGUGUCCUUUUUUUAUAGCCUUCAUUGCCUUAAGGCAAAUCAAAAAGUUACUGCUUUGAAAUAAAGACUAUUUGAUGAAAUUCAGGUGCAUUCUUUUAGCUGAUAUGUUCAUGGCAAGAUGUUUUAACAAAUAUGCAUUUACCUUUCUCUUUUUACUGUAACCAACAUGGGUAACUAGAGGUUAAGUAGCACUAUUUUUUUUGUUGUUGUUGUUCUACUUCACCAACUAUUGUAUUCAUGAAAUUCAUUCUGGGUUCAGAUUAAAGCAGCCAUGAAAUAAAGACAUGAUUCUCU
This is a messenger RNA of Ictalurus furcatus (blue catfish), 3208 nucleotides long. It is a transcript of the gene smad5, whose product is annotated as SMAD family member 5. Gene Ontology annotation, molecular function: DNA-binding transcription factor activity, RNA polymerase II-specific; I-SMAD binding; RNA polymerase II cis-regulatory region sequence-specific DNA binding. NCBI's taxonomy places the organism in Eukaryota, Metazoa, Chordata, Actinopteri, Siluriformes, Ictaluridae. The transcript is spliced from 8 exons. Gene Ontology annotation, biological process: regulation of transcription by RNA polymerase II; BMP signaling pathway; SMAD protein signal transduction. The record is from RefSeq and is a predicted model, not a curated record. Bases 1064 to 2446 code for a protein of 460 amino acids. Gene Ontology annotation, cellular component: heteromeric SMAD protein complex.